AUGCUGGCCACGCGCCACACCCUCCGCCUCCUCCCCCGCCCCCAAUUACUGACGCCCGUACUUGGACGCACCUUCGCUACUACCUACCCCCGGCUACAAAAGCCCACCACCAAAGACAGCGAAUCCGCGCGCGAAGACUACGUCCGCAGCGUGCGCACCCAAUGGGGCAGCAGCCUGCCCGAGAACCUCCUCACGGACCGCGAACUCGCCCUCUACGAGCGCCACUACGGCAAGCCCGUGCGCAUGCUCAAGGCCGGCGAGGAGCUCUUUGGCGACGGCCCCGCCGACACCGAGGGCGGGAGUGGGGGCCUGGAGGCGGGCACGACCACGCUGCAGGGCGUGGAUGGGGAGGAUAUCGUGUUUGAGGAGCUGGAGAUGGAGAUGGAGGAGGGGGUGUUCGAGUCUGUGGAGCGCGCCUUCCGUCACCGCCACCACGACAGCGACAACACAGACCUCGCCGCCUACUCCACGGGCGAAGAAGACGUCCCCGCGGGCGCCAGCGACGGCCACAUCGAGCGCACCCACCCACUGACCUCCAUCGGCCGCUUCGCCACACACCCAUCCACAAUCCGCGUGCCCCCCUCCGUGCAGCAGCAAACAAUGGACUCCCUCUCCAGCGUGCCCAACAAGCACCUCGACGCCGCAGCCACGCGCAUCUUUGGCAGCAGACAGCUGCCCGACUCGCCGGUGUUUACAAACUCGGGCGGAAAGACGCUGACAAAGGUGCUGCUGGACGUCGAGGAUGCGCGCAUGAGCGAUAUCGAGGCCGAGGUGUGGCUCGCCACGGUGCUGCCCGGGUAUUAUAGCCAGAGCUUGAGCGCGAUGACGGAGCUGCGGAGACGCCUGGGCGGGGACUGGGCGCUCAGAGUGCGGAAUGUGCUGGAUGUGGGCUCUGGCGGGGCUGCGGUGCUGGCGUGGCGGAGCGUUGUAGAGGCGGAGCAGGCGCUCCGGCGCGACGAGGCGCGGGCGCGGGCGGGCGCAGAGGAGUCGACGCUGCCGCCGCCAGAGGCGGACCUGAGCGGUAUCAAAGCGACGGUGGUGACAGCGGCGGAGCCACUACGCUACCGCAUGGCCAAGCAGCUCAGCGACACGACGUUCAUCCCGCGCAUGCCCGACCGCAACCCGGACAACGUCUUCCGCAGCCCUUCGUUCGGCGCUGGCGGCGCCACGCUCGAGCCGAACCAGAAGCAGGUGCGCAAGACAUACGACCUCAUCGUCGCAACGCACAACAUGCUCCCGCUGCGCGAGACGCACCACCGCCGCGACCGCAUCAGGAAGCUGUGGUCGCACGUCAACCCGUCCGGCGGCGUGCUGCUGCUCAUCGAGAAGGGCACGCCGCUGGGCUUCGAGGCCAUCGCGGGCGCGCGCGCAGCCCUGCUGCGAAACUACAUCGCCUCCCCGGACUCCACGCACCGCGCGGUGGGCGGCAACAGCGCGGUGGAGGCCGGCCUGGACCCCGUCGAGAAAGAGGCCGGCGCGAUCGUCGCGCCGUGCACGAACCACAAGGAGUGUCCGCUGUUCCCGCACGGCUACACGGACGGCGUGGGGCGCAAGGACUGGUGCCAUUUCGUGCAGCGCUAUGAGCGCCCGACGUAUCUGCAGCGCGUCAUGGGCGCGAAUGCGCGCAACCACGACGACAUUCUGUAUUCGUUUGUCGCCGUGCGGCGCGGGGUGGACUAUCGCCGCGCCGGAAACCCCGUGAUUGAGCCCGACCCCGAGGAGUUCCGGCACCCCCCCGAGGGGGCGGGGGCGGGGGCGGGGGCGGGGUGGGCGCCGCCGACGCAGAGCCCGUAUAGUAUGGACCAGCUGCGGCGGUACGCGUUUACGCUCCCGCGCACGCUGUUCCCGCCGAUCAAGCGGCACGGCCACGUCACGCUCGACGUGUGCACGCCGUCGGGCACGCUCGAGCGGUGGACGGUGCCCAAGUCGUUUUCCAAGACUGCGUUCCGGGACGCGCGCAAGAGCCGGGCGCCGGCGGGGAAGGUUGCGAAGCUGAUCCGCGUGCCCGAUGGGGAGGGGGGCGUGGAGGAGCGGGUGUCGUAUAAGCGGGUGAAUGGGGCGGUGAAGCAUUGGUCGCGCGGCAAUGCGGAGCUGGGGGAGAAGGUGAGGAGGAGGAGGGAUAUUAGGAGGGGGAUUAGGUGGAGGGCGAGGGAGAAGGAGAUGGGUGCGGAGGAGUAUUAG
Morchella importuna is the source of this 2181-nucleotide messenger RNA. RefSeq lists its product as uncharacterized. Gene Ontology annotation, cellular component: mitochondrial small ribosomal subunit. The record is from RefSeq and is a predicted model, not a curated record. Lineage: Eukaryota; Fungi; Ascomycota; Pezizomycetes; Pezizales; Morchellaceae. Gene Ontology annotation, biological process: translation. The coding region runs from base 1 to 2181 and encodes 726 amino acids. Gene Ontology annotation, molecular function: methyltransferase activity; structural constituent of ribosome. The transcript is spliced from 2 exons.